AUGAACGCCCCAGGAACAGUAUGCGCUCGAUGCGCAAAGAUUAAACAGCGUUGCGACGGCGGCACUCCCUGUUCCCGCUGUGCCCGCCUCGGGCACACCUGCGAAGCCCAGAUUAGGGGGUCGAUGAUGGCUGCUAGAUCCAGCGAAGCACAGACACAUGCACAGACACAGGCCCGCCGGCCGCGCGCCUCGCGAUCGCGCGCCGGCUGCCUGUCGUGCAAGGAGCGGAAGAAGAAAUGCGACGAGACACGUCCGCGCUGCAGCGAUUGCCGCCGCCUCAAUCUUCCAUGCCGCUGGUGGAGUCGGAGUCCUAUCUCUAGCUCUGGCUCUGUCUCUGAGUUGGAUCGUCAGUCGCCGUCGCAAGGCGUGCCUCUAUCCGACACGGCCACCGCCGCCCCCAGUACGUCGCCCUCCCGCGAAGGCUGGAUUGCACCAUCCGAUCAGAGAGGCAGUGCCUCCCCAUCCGGCUCUGCAUCCGUAUCCGCAGCCGGCCACGGAUCUAAUAUCGACUGGUCGGCGCAGGCGGAGAUGGUAGUAACGCCCGUCGCGUCGCCCGGCGGGGACAUGCCCUAUCUGGACAACGAGGAGGACCGCUCGCUAUUCAACCACUACUUGCACACCGUUGCACGCGCGCUUUCGCGAACCGCCAGCACCGACUCCGCCGGUAACCCAUUCCUAACCACACUCGUGCCGAUGGCGGCGGCGUCGGACACCCUGACUAGCGUGCUGCUGGGGUUAAGUGGAUGCCACUGGCGACGGGUGUAUCCCGGUAUCUGGAAGCGUGCGCUGGCACGACAAGGACGGGCUCUAUCACAGGUAAACGGGCUCCUCGCUCGACGCGAUGGACCAUAUCCAUAUCCGCUGGAAGCCUGCGCCGCGGUCCUCCUCCUAUGCCUUACAGAGCUAUGCGACGGCACCUCGCGAGUCUGGAAAUGGCAUCUCAAAGCAGCACGCACCCUCCUCGCGUCAACCCCAACAGCGGAGCCAGAGGGAGGAGCAGAAGUAACAGCCGAGGGCGCUUUCUGUCGAACCCUCUUCCACUACCUUGACAGCAUGUCGACCAUCUCCCGCUGCAAGCCCCCUCUACUGCACAAAGUCCAGGGGAACAGCAGUAGCGGUCUAGCCGAUCUCAUAGCCACGACGACUAAUACCAGUGCUGAAUUGCAACCCACAAACACCAGCCCCGCGGACCCGAUAUCCGGCAUGGCACCAGCUCUACUUGACCUACUGGGGAUGGUGAAUCUGCUCGCAGCGCACCGCAGCAGACGCGUCGACGAGCUGUCCGACCUCGGGUUCCGGACCGCCGCUGCGCAGGUCCAGGCGCGACUGGACAACUGGCGUGCCGCGUAUGAUGAAUCUGUAGUAGGGCCAGUGAAUGAUCGUAAUGAGACCAGUGCUCCACACGCAAACUCAGCAACAACAGCCUUCGAAUGGGCUGUCCGCCUCCGCCUGCACCAAAUCGUAGACGGGUACGACCCUCGCCAUGCCGCUGUUGAAACGGCGCUUGAGCGGAUCUUACAGGCCGUCUUGAGCAUCCCAUAUGGGAGUCCCGUGGAGGGGAGUCUACUUUUCCCGCUGGUUAUCGCAGGCGCGAGCAGUACGGUGAUGGAGAGGCGUAUGCUAGUCAAGGAGAGACUGAUGGUGAUGGAGAAUACCGUCGGGUUUGGACAUAUUGGCCGGGCAAGGGAGCUACUGGAGACGGUGUGGGCAGAGGAGCAGCAGCAGGGGGGGUGUAAUUGGGCCAGGGUCAGGUAUACUCGCUUUCCGGGGGUUGUAUUCAUCUAG
Aspergillus puulaauensis is the source of this 1785-nucleotide messenger RNA. RefSeq lists its product as uncharacterized. The coding region runs from base 1 to 1785 and encodes 594 amino acids. Gene Ontology annotation, cellular component: nucleus. The transcript is spliced from 4 exons. The record is from RefSeq and is a predicted model, not a curated record. NCBI's taxonomy places the organism in Eukaryota, Fungi, Ascomycota, Eurotiomycetes, Eurotiales, Aspergillaceae. Gene Ontology annotation, biological process: positive regulation of transcription by RNA polymerase II. Gene Ontology annotation, molecular function: zinc ion binding; DNA-binding transcription factor activity, RNA polymerase II-specific; transcription cis-regulatory region binding.